AUGGCCGCAAACGCCAACCCUAGGCAUAGUAUGCCUGUGGGAGGCUAUCAUGCCAGAAAUGGAGCCUCGUCCGGUCCUCCUCGAUCCUCAGCCGCUCCCUUUCCACACAUCGACGAUCUCGUCUCAAUGCCGAAAGAUAUUAAUCCGAAUCAGUCUAUAAGGAAGCUUUUGGAGCAGGCAGAAAGCUCUUUUCGGCAAUCUGAGUUGCAUCGUGAUUUCAAUCGCCCUGCCAUCGCUUUGAAGGACUAUGUCAGGGCGUUUGUCAUCGCCGUGGAAGUUAUCCGGAGACACCCAGAUUUUCCUACCAUGGCGUCGAAACAGGGGGACGCCUCUCUACUACACAAAGCCCUUUUAUCCAAGAUAAAUCGCCAAAGUGAAAUAUACAACCAGAUCAAGCAAGAUAUCAUGGCCGAUAACCGAAGGACUGGUGUCCGACCUACAGUUGAAACUUCGCCUGUUGUCACCACAGUCAACGGACUAUCAAAUGCUCCUCUGCCCGUUACAAGCAAUAACGGAGUACGGCCUGUUCAACAAGAAGAACGGCAGCAGCAGAAGAAGCUGCCAAACGGACAUGUGCCUCACUUGCCGAACGGUGGCCCUCCCGCCAAGUCAAAGCCAGCUGUGAACCCAAAGCCUGCGGCUCUUCAUGGCAACGCCAUUCCUCGACAUAAUCGUACUAAUUCCGCAAAUAAUAUGACAUUGGAUUUAGCCGCUCGAUUUGCCAAUUUGAGAGGACCGCAGCCAUCACCUGGACAAGAUCCUCGAAUUAAGACUUAUCCAAUCAUUCCUCAGAGGCCAGCCGGCCCAAGACAAAUGCCGCCGUCCCCCCCAAAGGUGAACACUAAUAUGAGUUAUGACACCGCUUUACCCAAGCCCCCAGAUGCUAUAUAUAGCCCGGUUCGAGGUAGCGUUUCUGGAGAGGCGGCGCGGUUGCCCACAAGCACGCCCAGGGGACUCUUCAGCCGAAAAGGUUCAUCCACGUCAAUAUCGGGAACUCCCAGCGCGAAUCAACCGCGGCAGAGCGACGAAUACUUUCCUCUUGUUCCGCCCAGUGCUCCAAAGCCAUCUGACGUGGCAGAGAAGGCGCUCAAAAUCCCCGAGGGCAAUACCAUCACCCCUAGGGAGCUCAUCACGGUCAGAGAAGCCAAGCCAUCUAUUCUCUACAUUGAUGUGCGGCCCCGCGAGGAUUUUGAUGAAGGACAUAUUAUGGCCGUAUCGAUUAUUUGUAUCGAUCCAAACAUUUUGGAACGAGGAGAUGUGACAUGCAGCGAUAUCUCGGAAGCUCUGGUUCUGUCCCCCCCCACGGAGCUUUCGCUAUUCGAGAAGCGCCAAACAUAUGACUUAGUGGUCUUCUACGACCAAGAUUCGGAAUCCUUUCCUAAAUCUGACAAAGACCCGCGGGACAUUGCUCUCUGGUCUUUAAACCGCGCCUUGGUUGAGCUGAGCUACGAUAAGGAGCUAAGAAAUCCGCCCAAGCUCCUCAAGGGCGGGAUAAAUGCGUGGACUGACCUUUAUGGAGCUGGCUCCCUACGAUCUACUCCGACUACAGAUGCCAAGACGCAACCCAGAGCCAGCAAACGCCACCCAUUCAUUCAACGAAGAGGUUCAAAAUAUGUUUUUAAUCCGCUACCUGAAAAGGACGUAGAGACAUUCCGAAAAGGUCUUGAAAAGGAUGCGGCACCGCCAUCUUUCCCUCGCACCAGAGACGAAUUUCUGAGGUUUCCUCCGGUGUCACUAGAACAGCAAUCCAUGUCAUCUGGAAUUUCUGCCGAACAGCGAUACAAACAUGACUUUGCAACGGGAUUCGGCUCCCCUGUGCAGAUGCUCACCCCCCCAACUCGACCCCAAGCCGCAGUACAACGCCCCAGCCAUAUCAGCCUGUCCGAAGACGGCCACGAUGACCAUGAAAUUACAGAGCAAGUACCUGCAACACCUGUCAAAGUGCACACAGGGCUCAAUAAUCCAGGCAAUUGGUGUUAUGCAAACAGCAUAAUACAAUCUCUGCUUGCAUCUCCUAGCUUCGGGAGAGAAAUUGCUGACUCGGAAUGGGCAAGACGGUAUAAGAACCAAGUGCCCCGGAAACCUGGUGAAAAGAUGGAUCAGCCACAGCUGAUGAUUCAAAUGCUGUCAAAUAUCUUCUACUGGAUGAGUUCCGGCAAGUUCCAGACUAUGAAGGCUCAAAUGCUCAUGGAUUAUUCCCGACACCUGUGCGCCACCGGUGACCCCAAGACGAAAUUUGGUGGGAAAGACCAACAAGAUGCGCAGGAAUUCAUGUCCUUCUUAAUGGAUCAGCUUCACGAUGAGACCAAUCUUCGACGGGGCCAGCAAGGCACGGUUGACCAACCCAAUGUUCAGGGCAUACAGCUGGUUCAAGCGGCAGAACGAUACUGGGAAAACCAUAAACGAUUGAACGACUCUAUUGUGGAUCAGUAUUGGCGCGGGCUUCAGUUGUCCACAGUUCAAUGCCACCACUGUGCCACUCGGACUUAUACGUUCUCUCAGUUUGAAUCGCUUGGCGUCAAUGUAUCUGGCGACCGGAACAUGACUCUGUCUGAAGCCUUGCGGCAGGCCAACACGGGCGACGAAAUCGAUGAUUUUAGGUGCAACUGCUGUGCAACUUCAAGGCCAGCCAAGAUUUCAGAGUCCCUAGCACGAAUGCCGCCCCUUCUUUGUGUCAGUUUCCGCCGUUUCCAGGUCAAUGGAAGAGGUGUUGUCAAGUCCACUGCGGAAGUUACUUGGGAUUUCAAUGACUUCGACUUUACACCGUACUUUCUCAACUCGGCUGAAGAUUGGCAAGGCGCCUCCACACAUGAUAGAGCCUUCUGUGGCCCUUUCCGGUAUCAAUGCUACGCAGUCAUUGUUCAUUCUGGGCGAAGUAUAGACAGUGGGCAUUACUACGCCUAUGUGCGUGAUUCGAGCACCCACGACCCGUAUGCCUGGUACUGCUGUAACGACAGCGUCGUGACCAAAGUCCGCAUUGGCAGCCGGGAACCUACGGACAUACAGAACACGGUGUUUAAAUCUGGGUCGGAUGCAGUCCCGUACCUUGCGUUCUUUAGGAGGAAGAGCGAAUGA
Molecule: messenger RNA, 3075 nt
Organism: Metarhizium brunneum ARSEF 3297
Lineage: Eukaryota; Fungi; Ascomycota; Sordariomycetes; Hypocreales; Clavicipitaceae
Gene: DOA4
Product: Ubiquitin carboxyl-terminal hydrolase 4
Biological process (GO): protein deubiquitination
Cellular component (GO): cytoplasm
Molecular function (GO): cysteine-type deubiquitinase activity
Source: RefSeq, a predicted model, not a curated record